GCGAUCGAUCCGAUGUCUCCCGCAUUCUGACUGUCGCUUCGGCCAGGACAUGUCGGUUUCGCAUAGUUAGUGUUAUUGUUGUGUUCUCAGUGAGGGAAAUGUCUGGAAUGAGUACGAGUCAUUAUUGAUCCGACUCUACCCCGCGACGGAGAUGUUGUUGGCCCCAUCGUCCAUUCAUUUCAUCAAGGAUUCGACAAACGGUGUUUUGACACCGGAUCAAACUGUCGUGGCCGAUCUUAGUAACAAAUUCGAAGGGAAUCAAGAUAAAUUACCGAAGAUCCAAGUGGCCCAAAAGGACGGUUCGUGGUUCGCUUUAAAUAAUAGCUGUCUUCACGUAUUCCGCGAGUUAGAGAAACAAGGCAAGUGUUUGCAGAUAAGAGUGGAGGUUGUGCCACUUAGUAAAGUGCCAUACAGCGUGCAAGAGGGCAUGGUGGUGGAAAAAGAUGAUUCCAAAUCGACAUUAAAUGGUCAUAAUGUGGAUAAUAACUGGGAAGAAUGGGAAUCCGUACCCGAAUGGAUAUUGUCACUAUAUUUCUUCAAUCAUCAUGGCCAAACGACAAUUUUUAUAUACUUUAAUUUAUUCUUCAAUUAUCCAUUAUCAAUAAUGUUUUAUCGCUUACUUUAAUUAAGAAAAUAUACUGUGGAAUACUGGCCAAUGCUAUUCAAGUUUAGUUUUGUUGGAGUAUAGCCAAUUGUUGUUAAAAGUGGUGCAUUAUGUCGAGAGACUUAAUAACAUGUGGAAGCAAUUCCAAUUACGGCACAGAAAUAUCGAUGUUCUUACAUUCAUUCAUCUAAACCAAUUAAACUAGUUGUCGAUAAACUCUAUUCUAUUGAUCUUAUUUUGGCGUACAGUACAGUACUCGAAAAGAUUCAGUCUGUAACUUUAAAUUACAAAACUGUAUCGUGACAUUUAGUAUAGUCUGAUGGCUGCAGCAAAUGGAGGAAACUGGAAAGAAAAGUUGUGGAAAAAAUCUUAUCCCAUCUCUCGAUUUUCUCUAUUGGCAAUCAAAGAAAGAAAAUUAUCUUCAAAGUAAUCAAAACUAUGAUUGAAGUGACAAUGAGAUUAGAACUCAUGUGAAACUCAAUAAACGUCGACUGUUAUUUUUUUAAAUAUUUUAAUUUCUUUUUAAAAUUUAAAUAGUUCAUUUUACACUUUUGGUGUUCUUUACGGAAACGUAACUUAAACGGUUGAAUUCUUAUUAA
Centruroides sculpturatus (bark scorpion) is the source of this 1203-nucleotide messenger RNA. RefSeq lists its product as uncharacterized. The transcript has 2 exons. Lineage: Eukaryota; Metazoa; Arthropoda; Arachnida; Scorpiones; Buthidae. The record is from RefSeq and is a predicted model, not a curated record. The coding region runs from base 152 to 625 and encodes 157 amino acids.